This is a messenger RNA of Vigna umbellata (rice bean), 672 nucleotides long. The record is from RefSeq and is a predicted model, not a curated record. Lineage: Eukaryota; Viridiplantae; Streptophyta; Magnoliopsida; Fabales; Fabaceae.
AUGCAAACGUCGUCGAAGACCAUCUCUGCGGCUCUGCAACUGGUGGACGCCAAGAAAGAGAAUUUGAAGAAAGCCUACGACGAUCUCCAAUCCCAUUCCUCUCUCCUCUCUUCCUCCUCCUUCCCUCUUUCUUGGUCGCAAAUCGACUCCCACUUCACCUCCCUCCACAACUCCCUCUCUGAACGAUUUCACCUUCUUCAGACCCUCGAAUCCCAACAGCAGCACACUCACCCACCUUCCUCUCCCUCCAAAGAUCCCACCUUUCCACCCUCCCGCUCCGACCCAUCAUCGCAAAACGACGUCGCAUUGCCCAAACCCCACGCGGAACGCAUUAUCGCCCUCUGCAGCAGCGUGGACGGAAAAGGGUUGCGGGACUACGUUGGGGAUCAUUUCAAAGACAAGGUUGCGUUCGAGGUUGACCUUCAGACUGCCCUCAAGCGUGCUUCCGAUCCCGCUUCGAUGAUUCUCGAUGCACUGGACGGUGUCGUGGGUGCGAAUGUGGUGAAAGAUGACAAGGAAUUGCGCAAAAGGAAGCGGACUUGUGGGUUCUUGUUUCAGCAGUUGAGGGCUGCGUCCGUUCAUGUGAGUUUUAAGGUGCUUAAGAGAGCAAGGAGGUUGUUGUGUGGAGUGGAAGGGGAGCUUGCCCAGUUGCAGGUGGUGAAGGUGUUGGGG